AUGAUACAGGUUGCCAUGAAGCUUUCACAGCAACUUCGUCUGGGAGAGCACCGAUGUGAUGUAAUUAUUGCUAUAACACACUGUCGUCUCCCAAAUGAUGUCAAAAUUGCAAAUGCGCUGGGUGCCGUUGCUAAUACAGAUCCCUCGAAAAAUGGCGUAGAUCUUAUUUUAGGCGGUCAUGAUCAUGAAUACUACAUUGGACGUGGCAUUGAAUCUUACGAAGGCAGCGAUUUUGAUGCAGAAAUGCCAGGGAGUGACAAUGACAAAAACUCUUUUAUUAUCAAAAGCGGCACCGAUUUUCACGAUCUGAGUGCUGUUGAGAUCACGCUUUCUGAACCGCAUCCGCCGACAGCUGUACGAAGACGGACCAUCGACCAUGUCAAAGUGCGUCGAUUUCAAACAAACCCAAGUGAUCCGUCCCUGCCAGAACUUCGAGCAAUGCUUGACCAGCUCAUGGCGCGUAUUUCCAAAUCAACUAAACAGCCGGUGGCUGUAACACUGAAUGAAUGGGACCUCCGCUCCAAGAAUGUUCGGACUGAUGAAUCAGGAAUUGGUGAUUUGAUUGCUGAUAUUCUUCUCUUAUCGAUGGAACGCAAGUUGCGCUCAACAGCCAAAACUAUGCCCACUUCCGUCAUCAAGCAAGAUGAUCGGAUGGCUGACUGCUGUAUUAUAUGUGGUGGCUCUUUGCGUAGUGACAGCGUGUUUGGUCCUGGUGUCAUCACGCUUGGUGACUUGCUAGAAAUCAUGCCGUUCGAGGAUGCUAUUGUCGUGAAAGAGCUCAAAGGCCAAGAUAUUUGGGAUGCACUUGAGAAUGGGUUUAGCUCGUAUCCGAAGCAAGAAGGUCGGUUUCCUCAAGUUGCGGGUAUGCAGGUUGUCUGGGACUCAAGUCGUGAGCCCGGACAUCGUGUGGUAAGCGUGCAUCUACUGAAGCAACCAUUCGAUGGUCAGAACUCGAAUAGUCACGACCUGAGAAUGAAGAUUCGCAACUCAUACAUGUACAGUCCUGAUCAUGAGUCAGAAGAAGAAAGCACUAUCAUGGUGCAUCGCAUGGCGCCAAAAAUCAAAGAGCCGUUGGAAUUAAACAAGACGUACAAUGUCGUAACUCGUGAGUAUCUCUCGCUUGGCAAUGACGGAUACGAGGCAUUCACUCGUGGCCGAUUUAUUGUGGAUGACGAAUCUGGGCAAUUGAUGUCAACCAUUGUUCGACGAUUCCUACUGGGUGCUACUUACAUUUCGCGGUGGAAUCAUUUGCGAACACAGCGUGAAAAUGCCCACGAGACAGCCUUCAGCUCUCCUGAUUCAAGCAUGGAGGAACCAUCCUCCUUAUCGAUACGGUCUUCUCAGGGACGCAGAGCUUCUUUGUUGGAACAGUUGUUUAGCAAGCAAGCACAAGAUAGGGGUCACCUAUCAUCAGAAACAAAUUCCGCUGUGCAACGUGCCUACAAUCUGCAAAUGCACCGUUCGCGGUCACUCCAACUGGAUCAAACCAAUCGAGCUUCUAUCGAAAUGCCCAAGCGACGUGCCUCGCUGUCGCAAAAUUUUGUGCCAAAGACGCCUUUGUUCGUGGACAAUAGUCCAGCUUCUAUUCGAGACGCUCUUUUUGUGGCUUCACAUGAACAUCAUUCUCAUUUCGACACGGCAUCUCGGAUCGAUACAAAUGUUGUACUGGAACCUGGAUGUAGCAAGGAGGACCUCGCGCUAGUUGUGGCCCUAAAGGAUGGGCGCAUGAAGGACCAAGCUCGGUCUACUUGA
Malassezia globosa CBS 7966 is the source of this 1752-nucleotide messenger RNA. RefSeq lists its product as uncharacterized. Bases 1 to 1752 code for a protein of 583 amino acids. The record is from RefSeq and is a predicted model, not a curated record. Lineage: Eukaryota; Fungi; Basidiomycota; Malasseziomycetes; Malasseziales; Malasseziaceae. Gene Ontology annotation, biological process: nucleotide catabolic process. Gene Ontology annotation, molecular function: hydrolase activity. The transcript has 2 exons.